AUGCAAGGUGACGUAUCUGCGUCGGACGAGGAGGAAGAGGAGGAGGAGAAGCAGAGCGCGCAGGGCUCGGAAGUCGACUGCGGGGCUCCGUCCCGGAAGGUGUCCUUGGCCUACUCGCUCUACCAGGAGGCCGUCGACGAAGACGACUUGGCCGAUGCCGCGUCGGAGCAGGAACCGGGUUCAGGCCUUCUGUUGACCUAG
Molecule: messenger RNA, 201 nt
Organism: Symbiodinium natans
Lineage: Eukaryota; Dinophyceae; Suessiales; Symbiodiniaceae
Source: the annotation of a GenBank genome assembly